GCCUCCUGGAACAAUGCUGCGGCGGCUGCCCUCCGCGUGCUGCGCCCUGCUGCUGCUGCUGCUCUGCUGCGCGUCGCUGGCCGACAUGGUGUUCCGCUGCCCGGGCUGCACCGCGGAGCGCCAGGCGCUCUGCGCCAGGACCGCCGGCGUCGAGGCGUGCGCGGAGAUCGUGCGCGAGCCGGGCUGCGGGUGCUGCCCCGUGUGCGCCCGGCAGGAGGGCGAGGCGUGCGGCGUGUACACGCCGCGGUGCGCCACGGGGCUGCGGUGCUACCCGGCGCCCGACUCGGAGCUCCCCCUGGAGCAACUGGUGCACGGCCGGGGCCAGUGCCGGCGCAAAGUGGAGCCCGAGACGAGCACGCCGGCGCGCGCCCAGGAACACCGGGAGCACCGGGAGCAGAGCAGCGCUGAGGCUGCCGAGCCGCCGGCGGAGCAGGACGCCAGCGAGAUCCCGCCGGUCCGGAAGCCCGGCAAGGAGGCGGCCUGGCUAGGCCCCAAGGAGAGCGCCGUGAGGCAGCACCGGCAGGAGAUGAAGACCAAGAUGAAGACCAACAAGGUGGAGGAGGCCAAGCCCGCCCGGCCCAAACAGACUCAGUGUCAGCAGGAGCUGGACCAGGUCCUGGAGCGGAUUUCCAAGAUGCCCUUCAGAGACAACCGGGGUCCACUGGAGGACCUGUACGCCCUGCACAUCCCCAACUGUGACAAGAGGGGGCAGUAUAACCUCAAACAGUGCAAGAUGUCUCUCCACGGCCAGCGGGGGGAGUGCUGGUGCGUGGACCCCCACACCGGCCGCCCCAUCCCCUCCGCCCCCACCGUGAGGGGCGACCCCAACUGCAGCCAGUACCUCAGCGAGCUGGAGCUGGAGCUGCCCGAGACGGCCCAGAUCUAGACGCACACACACACACACACACACACACACACACACACACACACCUAAACAAACUGUAAAGUACAAUCUGAGUAAGCUAUACAUCAUUUCUGUAAAAAAAAAAAACA
Messenger RNA from Salarias fasciatus (jewelled blenny), 993 nucleotides. RefSeq names its product insulin-like growth factor binding protein 2a (gene igfbp2a). The record is from RefSeq and is a predicted model, not a curated record. Gene Ontology annotation, cellular component: extracellular region. Gene Ontology annotation, molecular function: insulin-like growth factor I binding; insulin-like growth factor II binding. Gene Ontology annotation, biological process: regulation of insulin-like growth factor receptor signaling pathway. Lineage: Eukaryota; Metazoa; Chordata; Actinopteri; Blenniiformes; Blenniidae.